ACUAGUUUUUCCACUGUAUGCCUCCUAGAAUUAUGACAAAUGAUCUAGCUUAGGUACUUGUAUCAUUAUGGUGAUCCAAAGCAAGAUCAGGAAGUUAAUCAUCAUUAGCUGGUCUGCUAAUCACAUGUUCUUCUGUAUGUUCUUUCUCUACUCUUUCUUGUUAUGCACUUGUUUUCUGUGUUGCAUUGCUAAAGAUACCAUGACAAUUGGCAGCUUGAUUAGUGAUGAUCAAGGUGAUACUAUAGUUUCAUCAAGAGAGAAAUUCGAACUCGGGUUUUUCACUCCUAAUGGAAGCUCUGAGAGUAGAAGAUAUGUUGGAAUAUGGUACUAUGGAUCGAAUCCGAAAACAGUUGUGUGGGUUGCCAAUAGGGACAAGCCGCUUUCAGAUGCUCAUGGUGUUUUUGGUAUUGCAGAAGAUGGAAACCUUAAGGUUUUGGAUGGCGGCGGUAAAAUGUACUGGUCUACAAGUCUUGAGAGAUCAUCUUCAGACAGGGCUGCGAAGCUCAUGGACUCUGGGAAUCUUGUUGUUGUGAGCAAUGAAGAUCAAGGGAGAAUUCUUUGGCAGAGUUUCGAAAAUCCAACCGACACAUUUCUUCCUGGCAUGAAAAUGAAUGAAAAUUUAGUACUUACUUCAUGGACAAGUAAUGUUGAUCCUGCAACCGGGAAUUUCACAUUUCAGCAGGAUAAAGAGGGAACGAACCAAUUUGUUAUCUGGAAAAGAUCGGUGAGGUACUGGAAAAGCGAAGUUUCUGGAAAUUUCAUUAGUUCAGAUGAGAUGGCUCCUGCAGUUCUUUACAUGCUAUCAAAUUUCACCUCUAACCCGGUCCGUAAUGACUUUUUGCCACAUCUCACGCCAUCUCUGUACAAUGCUACGAGAGUAGUUAUGAGUUCUUCGGGCCAAAUUCGGUAUCUGUUGUGGGAUUAUGAGAAGGUUUGGUCUUUGAUCUGGUCAGAUCCUAGAGAUGGUUGCAGCGUGUACAAUACAUGCGGUAAUUUUGGGAGUUGCAAUAGCCAAAAUGGUUUGGUUUGCAAGUGCUUACCUGGUUUUAAGCCUACUUCGCCGGAUAAUUGGAACAAUGGAGAUUAUUCAGCUGGUUGUGUCAGGAAAUCAACAAUUUGCGGCAACAAUGCUGUGAGUGACACGUUCUUGAGUUUAAAGAUGAUGAAGGUGGGAAACCCCGAUUCGCAAUUUAAUGCCAAAAGUGAGAUGGAAUGCAAAACAGAGUGCCUUAACAACUGCCAGUGCCAAGCUUAUUCAUAUGAGGAGGUUGACAUCACACGAAAGGGUGGGAGUAGUGGUUCUACAUGCUGGAUUUGGUCAGAGGAUGUUAGAAAUCUUCAGGAGGAGUAUGACAGUGGCCAGAACCUCCAGGUUCGUGUGGCAGUUUCGGAUAUAGAAUCAACAUCAAGGAAUUGCGAAACUUGUGGUACAAACCUGAUCCCUUAUCCCCUGAGCACUGGACCAAAAUGUGGUGAUCUUGCGUACUAUAGUUUUAAAUGCAACACCGCCGUGGGCCAGGUUAGCUUUGAGGCACCCAGUGGCACCUACAAAGUCACAAGCAUCAAUCCGGCUACACGAAAAUUUGUCAUCCAAGCCAAAAAUGCAGAUAACUGCAGAAAUCAAAAUUUCCUACAGCUCAAUCAAUCAUCUCCCUUUCAUGUGAUCAACAAGUGCAAUGCUGAAUCGUCCGAAUUAAGUUCUGAUUUCUCAUUUAAAGGAGGACAUGAAGUUCAAAUUUCUUGGGAUCCACCAUUAGAACCACUUUGUUCUUCAUAUACUGACUGCAAGGACUGGCCCCGGUCUACUUGUAACACUACCAAAGAGGGGAUGAAAAGGUGCCUCUGCACUGCGAACUCUAAAUGGGAUAGCUUGAGCUUGAAUUGUACUCAAGAAGUUGGUAACGGUAAGAAAAUUGGUGAGCAACGAAAAAAGACCUUGGCUCUAAUAGUUGUAGUAUCUUUUAUAAGUGUAGCUGUUCUGGGUAUUCUCUCAAGUACCUUCAUUUAUGCUUACUUAUGGAGAAGAAGACAGGUCAAGCGACAAGAAAGCAGGGAAAGCGUUCAAAAGAAUUCGGUGCUUCACUUUUAUGACAGUGGGAGAAAAGUUAAAAGUUUUAUCGAAUCAGGCCGAUCUAAAGAUGAUGAUACAGAAGGCUUUGAUGUACCAUUUUUUGAUUUGGAAAGCAUACUGGUUGCUACAAAUUACUUCUCCAAUGCGAACAAACUUGGACAAGGCGGCUUUGGCCCUGUUUACAAGGGUAAUCUUCCCGGGGGACAAGAAAUCGCGGUCAAGAGGCUCUCAAGAUGUUCGGGACAAGGCUUAGAGGAAUUCAAGAAUGAGGUUUUGUUGAUUGCCAAACUCCAACAUCGAAACCUGGUUCAACUUUUGGGCUAUUGUGUCGAGGGAGAUGAAAAGAUGUUAGUCUAUGAAUAUAUGGCUAACAAAAGCUUGGACUCAUUCAUAUUUGAUCGAAAACUAUGUGUGUCGUUAAACUGGGAUAUGCGCUUCAAUAUCAUUUUGGGAAUUGCUCGGGGUCUGCUUUAUCUUCACCAAGAUUCUAGGUUAAGGAUUAUUCAUAGAGACCUGAAAACCAGCAACAUUCUUCUGGGCGAGGAGAUGAAUCCCAAAAUCUCCGACUUUGGUUUGGCUAGGAUCUUCGGAGGCAACGAAACUUCAGCAAACACCAACAGAGUAGUUGGAACAUAUGGCUAUAUGUCUCCAGAGUAUGCAUUAGAUGGAUUAUUUUCAGUAAAAUCCGAUGUUUUCAGCUUCGGUGUAGUUGUAAUUGAGGUCAUCAGUGGGAAAAGGAACACCGGGUUUUUUCAGCAGGAAAAAUCUUUGAGUCUUCUAGGCUAUGCAUGGCACUUGUGGAAAGAAGAGAAGGCAUUGGAUUUACUCGAGCAGACACUGCAUCAAAGCUGCAACCAGGACGAGUACUUAAAAUGUGUCAACGUAGGGCUCUUAUGCGUACAAGAAGACCCGGGUGAUCGCCCAACCAUGUCACAAGUAGUUUUCAUGCUAGGCAGUGAAACUGCAACGAUUCCAAUCCCUAAACAACCUGCCUUUAUUGUUAGGCGGUGCCCUUCUAGAAGUAGCCCACCUUCUUCCUCAAGCAAACCAGAAACAUUUUCUAACAAUGAGUUAACCAUCACUUUAGAAGAUGGUCGGUAGCCAAAGCAGUUUCUGUGCGUCUUCUCUUUAUCUUACGUUGUUAUCAUGUUAUGACGAGUGCAUCAACAUUGGAAUUCAUGAUGUUUUUCUAUUUGCAUUCUUUGCUUAUAAUCCGGUUAUGUGUAUGUUGUCUGUGCUGUAAUAUCUAUAAAUUACAGCAAUAACUUUUGGAGCUCCCAAACAUUUUGUGAUCUCAGAUGUGUCGAUAUAAAUAGCAGCGACUCAUUAUUUCAA
Molecule: messenger RNA, 3406 nt
Organism: Pyrus x bretschneideri (Chinese white pear)
Lineage: Eukaryota; Viridiplantae; Streptophyta; Magnoliopsida; Rosales; Rosaceae
Product: G-type lectin S-receptor-like serine/threonine-protein kinase At4g03230
Exons: 8
Coding region: 68-3172 (1034 amino acids)
Biological process (GO): protein phosphorylation; recognition of pollen
Molecular function (GO): ATP binding; protein serine/threonine kinase activity
Source: RefSeq, a predicted model, not a curated record